AUGCCACCAACCAGACGUACAAACUUAGGCCGCAGAACUCGAAAUACGGCAAGUCAAAGAAAUAUAAGAGCAAAUCAAGCUGAUGAGCAACGCGAAGCGCGAAAUGAACUUCAACGAAAUCGAAAUCAACAUAGAAAUGUUGUGUUUAAUCCCCACAGAGCUGCAUUCAGUUAUAAUAUGGCAAUUGAUUACAGUUCAGAGCGAAUUGUUGCUAUUGGACUAAUGAAUAUUGUGUGUCCACAUUGCAAUGCAUUGAAAUUCAAAAAUGAAGCCCAUGGAUUGUGUUGCGCCAGCGGUCAAGUCAAAUUAACGCCAUUGGUACCACCACCAGAGCCCCUACAUUCAUUGGUUUCCGGAAAUGGGCCAGAUUCUAAUCAUUUUUUGACUCAUAUUCAGCAAUACAAUAAUUGCUUUCAAAUGACAUCAUUUGGCGCAACAAAAGUUAUUCGAGACAAUUAUAUGCCUACUUUCAAGAUUCAGGGUCAAAUAUAUCAUCGAACAGGUUCCUUAUUGCCAAUUCCUGAUGAAGACUAUAAAUUUUUGCAAAUAUAUUUUAUGGGCAAUUCAGCGCCUGCAGGACAACAUGCUGGACGUUUUAAUGCGCCAACAAUUGAUGAAGUGGCUAUUGUCGUCGUGGGCGAAAAUGUUGAAACCCGAGACAUUGUUUUACAUCGGCGGAACGAUCAACUUCAGCGUGUGUCUGAAACACAUCGAUCAUAUGAUGCCUUACAAUAUCCUAUUCUAUUUUGGCAAGGUGAAGACGGCUAUCAUUUUUCAAUUAAGAUGAUAAAUCCAGUUACAGGUGCUGAAACGAACAAAAAAGUUAGUUCAAUGAAUUAUUAUUCAUACAGACUGAUGGGUUCGGGAAAAUGA
Messenger RNA from Pieris macdunnoughi, 873 nucleotides. NCBI's taxonomy places the organism in Eukaryota, Metazoa, Arthropoda, Insecta, Lepidoptera, Pieridae. The record is from the annotation of a GenBank genome assembly.